This is a messenger RNA of Ilex paraguariensis (yerba mate), 957 nucleotides long. Lineage: Eukaryota; Viridiplantae; Streptophyta; Magnoliopsida; Aquifoliales; Aquifoliaceae. The record is from the annotation of a GenBank genome assembly.
AUUUUGCAUGUGGCAUAUCUUGCAAAAACUUCCUGAACAUUUCGCUCAUGUUUUAGAUAAGUAUCCCACAUUUCAAGAAGACUUUCACCAUUGCAUUCAUGACACAGUCACAAUAGAAGAAUUUGAAAAGGAAUGGACCCAAUUGAUUUGCAACUAUGAUUUAAAGGAGAUUGAUUGGUUAAAGGAAUUAUACGUGCACCGUGAAAAUGGAUUCCAGCUUAUUUACGGAAAGUGUUUUGUGCUGGGAUGUCGACAACACAAAGAAGUGAGAGUAUAGACAAAUUCUUCAAAGAUUUUGUUCAUUCUAGCACAUUGGCAAGUGAUUUUGUUUACCAAUAUGAGAAAGCAGUGGACAAAAGCUAUCAAAGUGAGAAGGAUGAAGAUGUGAAAACGAGAACCACAAUAGCAAUUCUGAAAACAUGCUACAACAUGGAGGCUGAAGUGGCAAAAGUUUAUACUAGGAAAUUAUUUUUGUUGUUCCAAGUGGAGUUGUUUUAAAGUCAAAAGUUUAAGGCUUCUAAAUAUCACGAGGAAGGAACAAUGAAAGCAUAUAGGGUGGUGACAAGCAGGAAAGAAGAUCCAGUAUAUCACUUGGUGUUGGAUGUUUUUGAAAAUAAGGCAGUUUUUUCAUGCAAAAUGUUUGAAUUUGUCGGAAUUCUUUGUAUGCAUGUUCUUGCAGUUUUUGUUAAAAAAUCUCUUGUUGAUAAUCUCCCUCAAAAGUAUGUGCUUCGAAGAUGGACAAUAUUUGCAAAGGACCAGGCUUCACAUGAUGAGAAACAGUUUGAUGUGAAACAAGAAAACACCCAAAUUUCUUCUACUUUGAUGGGAAACAAUUUGAUGGUGGAGUUUUUAAGAGUUCUUGAAGAAGGACAAAAUUCAAAAAGGAAGCAUGACCAUCUUGCUCUUUCCCUACAGAAGUUGCAUAGUGAACUUUUAGCCAUGGAUGACGAGAGAUGA